This is a messenger RNA of Mauremys mutica (yellowpond turtle), 4525 nucleotides long. RefSeq names its product prolactin receptor (gene PRLR). Gene Ontology annotation, molecular function: cytokine binding; cytokine receptor activity. The transcript has 15 exons. Gene Ontology annotation, biological process: cytokine-mediated signaling pathway. Gene Ontology annotation, cellular component: external side of plasma membrane; signaling receptor complex. The coding region runs from base 1406 to 3892 and encodes 828 amino acids. The record is from RefSeq and is a predicted model, not a curated record. Lineage: Eukaryota; Metazoa; Chordata; Testudines; Geoemydidae.
UGAACACUGUAUGGGAUUCAGUCAGUGAGGUGAAGUUAUUGUAUAUUUGAUUAUAAGACCUUCCUGUGCAAAUGCAUUGAUCUAGAUUACAGGGGGGCAGUGUGAAAAACAAAGAGGAGGUCAACUUCAUAGCUUCCCGAUAAGCAGCCUCUGAUCAAACUAUUGGGGAUCAAUUACAAGACAAUGGCAUACUUCCAGGUUCUGGCUGAAGUGAAAUAGCUGUUCAGCUAAUGCUGAGAACAAAGAAAUCAAAAUAAUUCUAAACAGUUUAAAAAACCCUUCUCGGGAGAAGAAGGGGGGUUCAGUUCCUGGUGAGAACAGACUAGGGACACAAGGCCUGGGGGAAUGUCAGAAAGCAAUGGAGGUCUUCCCAGGAAAUGGUAAGACUCCAGCAAAGACAGGCAAUCCCCUCUCCUCUCUGGCCCAGUCCUUCUGAGGGACAUUGCUGAGGACAAAACUACUUCAGUAACACAGGAACCAUCUCUGCCUCAGCCUUCAGGCAGGAAUGUUCACCUCUGGUACCAUCAACCCCACCAGUGGAGAGAGAGCACAUUUCCAACUUGGACGAGUCUGAUGCUCCAGCUGGUCCUUUAUCUCCUCACAGAGAGAUGAGUCCUGACAGGAAGUGGGAGAUCCAAACCAGAUAUGACUUUCCCAGGGACUACCAGUACCCAAUGCCAUGAGGUCCCCCUCAACUAGCCCUACUGGGGUCCGUGGCAGAUGUCCUGGGUCCAUCCACAAAUCCUACCAGACUUAGUCCACUUGGCAUCUGCUGGUUCCAUCUGAGUGUGAGGAGGAGGAAACUGAUACAGAUCCACAGGUGCUGACAGUACUGACAGGGAUCUAUCUCCUCCUUGUCUGCAGGCAAAGCAAUCACUCCAUCCCUGCUGUCUCUGCCAGAUGAUCAUAGGCAGUACCAGGAGCUACUGCAGAGGAUAGCAAAUGACCUUCAGAUCCCACUAAAGGAGGUCCAGGAUUCCCAACACCAGCUACUUGACAUUCUGCAACAUCCAGGUCCAAGCAAGAUGGCGCUUCCAGUUAAUGAGGCCAACAUGGAACCAGCCAGACUGGUCUGGUAUAACCUACCCUCUUGGGCCUCCACACCUCGAAGAGCUGAGAGAUGCUGUUUUACCCUGGCCAAAGGAGUAGAGUUUUUUUUCCUUUUUUCAUCCAUCCAGCACCCAACUCACUGGUGGUGCAGGCAGCUAUGGACACAGCAAGGUCACAACAUCCUAAGACCAUUCCCGCUGACUUGAACUCAGAGACUGGACCUUUUGGGAAGAAAGAUAACCAACUGAUCAGGCAUACAUGAACAACAUUACCAAGAAGACUCCCUCACAUAAAUGAAUCCUACAGCUAUCCUCUAAUCCUACUUUUCCCGCUGGAGGAGGAGUAGGUAAACAACAUGAAGCAAAACUUGGCGUCAUCAGUUAGAUUUAUUUUGCUGCUUUUUCUGAACAUAGAGUGUUUGAAUGAGCAAUCACCUCCUGGAAAGCCUGAGGUUUUGAAGUGUCGUUCUCCAGAAAUGGAAACCUUUACUUGCUGGUGGAAGCCUGGCUCAGAUAGUGGACUUCCUACCAACUACACUCUGCUCUACAACAAGGAAGGAAAAGAACAAAUUUAUGAAUGUCCAGAUUACAGAACUGCAGGUCCCAAUUCCUGUUACUUUGACAAAAAGCACACCAAUCUCUGGACAUCUUAUAACAUUUCUGUAAAGGCAACUAAUGAGGCGGGAAGUAACAUCUCUAACCCUCAUUAUGUGGACGUGACUUCCAUAGUUCAGCCAGAUCCUCCUGUAAACCUAUCUCUGCAAGUAAUACAAUCAGCUGGGAUAUUGUAUCUUUGGGCAAAGUGGUCUCCACCUCCAUUGGUUGAUGUCAGAUCUGGUUGGCUUAUACUUCAUUAUGAAUUACGACUAAAGUCUGAAGAAAGGGAAGAGUGGGAGACUAUUUUUGUUGGACAGCAAGCACAUUAUAAGACGUUUAAAUUACAUCCUGGAUUGAAAUACGUUGUACAGGUUCACUGCAUGCUAGACCAUGGAGAAUGGAGUGAAUGGAGUUCAGAAAGUUACAUUCAGAUCCCCAAUGGGCAGCCCCCUGGAAGGCCUGAGCUACUGAGGUGUCGUUCUCCAGAAAAAGAAACUUUUACUUGCUGGUGGAAGCCCGGCUCAGAUGGAGGACUUCCUACCAACUACACUCUGUUCUACAGCAAGGAGGGAGACAAGUCAAUCAAUGAAUGUCCAGAUUACAGAACUGCAGGCCCCAAUUCCUGUUACUUUGGUAAAAAGCACACCUCGCUUUGGGCAAUCUAUAAUAUCACCAUAAAGGCAACCAAUAAGAUGGGAAGUAACAUCUCUGAGCCUCAGUACGUGGAUGUGACUUACAUAGUUCAGCCAGACCCUCCUGUGAACCUGUCUCUAGAAGUAAAAAAACAAGUAGAUGGAAAACCAUAUCUGUUGUUGAAAUGGUAUCCACCUCCACUGGCUGACGUCAAAUCUGGGUGGCUUACUCUUGAAUAUAAGUUGCGACUAAAACCUGAAGAAGGGGACGAAUGGGAGAUAAUUUUUGUUGGACAACAAACACAAUACAAGUUGUUUAGUUUAAAUCCAGGAAAGAAAUACAUUGCACAGGUACACUGCAAACCGGACCAUGGAGAAUGGAGUGAAUGGAGCUCAGAAAGUUAUAUUCAAAUCCCCAGUGACAUAGAGUUGAAGGAUGUGCUCGUCUGGAUCUUUGUGGCUGUAUUAUCAUCUGUUAUUUGCUUAAUCAUUAUCUGGACGGUGGCUUUGAAAGGCUUUAGUAUGGUAGCCUGCAUCUUACCACCAGUCCCAGGGCCCAAGAUAAAGGGACUUGAUACACAUCUGCUAGAGACAGGGAGGUCCGAUGAGUUUUUGAGUGCUCUGGGUUGCCAAGACUUCCCUCCAACAUCAGACUGUGAGGACCUACUGGUAGAAUUUCUGGAGGUAGAUGACAGUGAAGAUCAGCAACUGAUGCCAAGUCAUGAAAAAGGUCAUCCCAGUAAAAAUAUGAAGUCAACACACAAGGAAACAGACAGUGACUCGGGGAGAGGGAGCUGUGACAGCCCUUUCCUACUCUCUGAGAGGAGCAGGGAUCCCAGAAUCCUUCCAUCAGCAUUUCAAACACCAGAUAUCAGUGAAAUUUCAGAAAAUAAUGCCAGAAAAAACAGCUGUGAAAUUCAGAGCACAGACCUAAAAGGGAAAAUACCCUAUUUUAGCAUUGGUGGUACAAAGUUAUCUACGUGGCCUGAAGCUCAGCUACCUAACAACCAGACUCCUAAAUGCUCCUACCACAACAUUACGGAUGUUUGUAAGAUAGCCCUUGGCACCAUGAAUGUGACUGUUACAUCAAUUUUGGGGGGAAAUGAAGAAAAUCAACAGUCACAAUAUUCUAAAUCCACUGAAACUAUCAGUGAGGAAAAGCUGCACAAGCAAGGAGAAGUGGAGAGCUUGCAUUCCAAAGCUGACCAAGACAGAAUGCAACUGCUGCCCAAUGAGAAGUCACCUUUUUUGUCUGCUAAACUAAUGGAUUAUGUAGAAAUUCACAAAGUCAACCAAGAUGGGGCGUUAGCUGUAUUACCGAAACAGAAAGAAAAUAACGGCAAAACUGAAAACUGUACUGUCCCUGGAACCAGCAAGGAAUAUGCAAAGGUCUCAAGAGUUGUGGACAACAGCAUUCUAGUAAUAAUACCAGUUUCAAGAGUUCAGACCACACCUAUGUUUCAAGAACCUCCAAAGGAAUCUGUUCAGAACCUUCAACAGAGUCAAACAGAGAAAAGUAUGAGCUAUUGUUUUACAACUCCAAGUGAGCGCAAAAUAGACACUGGUGGAUUAGAUUACCUGGAUCCAACUUCCUUUAUGUGCUCCUUUAAUUAACUGAAAGUUUGAUUAUCCUUCUUCAGGUAACACUACAGAGUAAAUUAAAUGCAAUUAAAAUGGAAUGUUCUAGUAUGUGGAUUACAUAGAAUUACACUACUAAAGCUCAGUUGUAGCUCGCACCUUUCUAUGUUUUCUACUAGCUGAUUGCAGAACAAAUUAUUUCAUUUUCUAAUUGUGAUUUAUAGAUUUACUUUUGUUAAUAGUUAUGUACAGUAAAACAAAAGUAUGUGACAUGGUUUCUUGGAAAACCCAUACAAAUUGGGGUAUAAUUAAUAAAGAGAAAAAAGGGAUUUGUAGGUUGAUGUAAUAGAAUAAAUAAACCUCAGAUCAUUAAAAUAGUUUUCAAUUUAGGGAGAAAGGGCAAGGAAGUGGAUAUUAUGUGCCAUGGAAAACUACAAUGUAAACAAAUUAUCGAACUUUGCAUUUCUUCUAGUAUUUGAUGAAAACUAGCCAAAUAUUGCAGGUUCAACAAAGAUACAAAACUUGGGGAGAUUGGUCAGUAUACCAUGAUUAAGGCUAAGAUUUUAUCACGGAUAUUUUUAGUAAAAGUCAUGGACAGGUCCUGGACAAUAAAGAAAAAUUCACAGAAGCCCAUGACCUGUCCAUGACUUUUACUAAAAAUAUCCAUGA